This is a messenger RNA of Orbicella faveolata, 513 nucleotides long. RefSeq names its product osteoclast-stimulating factor 1-like. Gene Ontology annotation, molecular function: protein binding. The record is from RefSeq and is a predicted model, not a curated record. NCBI's taxonomy places the organism in Eukaryota, Metazoa, Cnidaria, Anthozoa, Scleractinia, Merulinidae. Gene Ontology annotation, biological process: signal transduction.
CGCAUCAUUUACUUCCUAAUACUUACGCUUUCAAAAUGUCUGGACCGAGAAGGCCUCCCCCUCCAAUUCCCAGACCAGGUCAUGUGCAGGUUGUGAGGGCUUUGUACAAUUAUACAGCUCAACAGCCAGACGAGAUCAGUUUUGAGGAAGGAGAUAUUUUGUACAUAGUCGAUAGGAGUGCUGGACCAUGGUGGAAAGCCAAGGUUGGGAACAAAACAGGACUGAUACCAUCUAAUUAUGGUAAGUGCCGCUCAUAUUAAUUGUGAUGAAAACUGUUUUUGCUUGCCAGGCUCUUAUGCUGCAUCAUGAAGACCUUAUCUCUAACAUCACUAGUAUUGAUCACUGGUGACAGCUUUUGUGAACUGAGUACACCUUGAUUGCUAUACCUACCUAUACCGUGUUUUUGUUUGCUGACCAUGUGUGAAAAAGUGCCAUCAAGAGUUUUGUCCACGAUUGCAGUUUGUAUUCAUGUAACACACCCUAACAUAUCAGUUCAUGAAAAGUGCUUUAUCA